Molecule: messenger RNA, 2127 nt
Organism: Xenopus tropicalis (tropical clawed frog)
Lineage: Eukaryota; Metazoa; Chordata; Amphibia; Anura; Pipidae
Gene: adra2c
Product: adrenoceptor alpha 2C
Biological process (GO): signal transduction; regulation of vasoconstriction; regulation of smooth muscle contraction
Cellular component (GO): plasma membrane; membrane
Molecular function (GO): alpha2-adrenergic receptor activity; adrenergic receptor activity; G protein-coupled receptor activity
Source: RefSeq, marked provisional
CUCAACUGCAAGAGCAGUCGCUUCGGAUUUAAGCGCAAGAUCUUCAGCCCAGUGCCACCUCCUCCUCCUCCCUGGCAUACUCUAGCGCACUGCCCCUGCUGGAGCACUAUGUCCAACAGAAGCCAGGAGACCAGGGUGCUAAAAUCCACAUUAGCUUCACGCCUGGGGUAUGUGGAACAUCAUGACACCACUUAGGAGGAAAGGGUUCCGCUUAAGAGCCGGGGGGUUCCCCUAGAGAGCCGGCGGGUUCCGCAGCUGGGCACAGACGAUGGCUGGAGACGAGGGUUGAGGAGACUUGUGACUUUGGAAAGAAAGCUGGGGGGGUUUUGGUCUGGGCACCACUUUCCUAUGAGACCUACCAGCAUGGAGGCGCUUGAGAACUCAACGACCACCAACAGCACCCCGUUCCCUUCGUCGGGGGUCAGGGGUGUGUGGCCCUAUUCUAUGACUUCUGUGUGGUGCCUGGCAGCGAUCGUGGGCUUUCUCAUUAUCUUCACCAUUGUGGGCAACGUGUUUGUGGUGAUCGCAGUGUUGACCAGUAGAGCAUUAAAAGCCCCACAGAACCUGUUCCUGGUGUCUUUGGCCAGUGCGGACAUCCUGGUCGCUGCCUUGGUCAUGCCCUUCUCUUUGGCCAACGAACUCAUGGGAUAUUGGUAUUUUGGCAAUGUCUGGUGUGAUAUCUACCUAGCCUUGGAUGUUCUCUUCUGCACCUCCUCAAUAGUCCAUCUAUGUGCCAUCAGCCUGGACAGGUACUGGUCGGUCACCCAGGCUGUGGAGUACAACCUAAAAAGGACCCCACGCCGGAUUAAGGGUAUUAUCGUUACUGUCUGGCUCAUAUCGGCUGUGAUCUCCUUCCCACCCUUAAUAUCUAUGGACAGGGACACUGAGGACGAUGUGUACCCCCAGUGCAAACUCAACGACGAUACCUGGUACAUCCUUUCCUCUUGCAUUGGCUCCUUCUUUGCCCCUUGCAUCAUCAUGAUCUUGGUUUACAUUCGCAUCUACCAAGUGGCCAAGCUCAGGACCAGGACUUUGUCGGAGAAGAAGCCCACCAGGGACGGUUCUUCUCACACAGAGAAUGGGUUCAGUAAAGGGACAACAGUUAAGAUGCCAGGGGACAAGGAGAACGGGCACUGCCCACCGCGUCCCUCCCCUCCAAAAGCCACUGAUGUAGAGGACCUGGAGCUAGAGGAGAGCAGCAUGUCGGAGAGUAAGCGCAGGAAAAGCAGCAGCAAGGAGGACAAUACGGACUCCAGCAAGGAGAGAAAGUGCAGCAAGGGCAACUCCUUCUCCAAGCAGUCCAGUCGCCUGUCCAGAACCAGCAACAAAUCCAUGGAGCUCUUCUCCUCUAGGAAGAAGAAAAAGAGGAGCAGUGUGUCCAGGAGGAAACUCUCCCAAGCCAGGGAGAAGAGGUUCACCUUUGUGUUGGCUGUGGUCAUGGGGGUGUUUGUGGUGUGCUGGUUCCCUUUCUUUUUCUCCUACAGCCUCUAUGGUAUCUGCAGGGAAGCCUGCGAGGUCCCAGAAACUUUAUUUAAGUUUUUCUUUUGGAUUGGCUACUGCAACAGCUCCCUGAACCCCGUCAUCUACACCAUCUUCAACCAGGACUUUAGGAGAUCCUUCAAGAAAAUCAUUUGCAUCGGCAGGAGGAAGACAUUUACGCACUGAAAUGUGCAGGGUGUUUGGUCUUGGGGUGUAAGGCAGACCCCCAAAAGGUGGGACAGACUGGGCCAGACCGAGCUGCUUGCCAAAGGAUACCCAGGGGUGCCGAUGUACCAGCUGAGGUCGGGAAAAGGAGGGUCGGGGGGGUUCCAAAGAGUGGCAGAUUUAAUAUCCAGACACUUCGGGUCCCUUACACUCCCUUGCGUGUACGGAUGGAGCUACAGACUAGACACGCAGUUCCAAUAAGCGGAGAAUCCAUAGGAGCGCAGGAAGGUGCGCAGCGCUAUGCACAAAACAAUUGCGCGCCUUCCCCGCACUGGCGCCGCUCACAGAAGGUUAACAAGGUUUUUGGGGUGCUACGUUGUGGUUGUUCCCUUUGUUCAGCAUCGAUCCUUUCCUACUCAGAGAGCUUUUACAGUCUGGAAAAAGAACCAGUUUAAUAAUAAAUGGUGUUCUGUUUUCUUAAUA